Sinocyclocheilus anshuiensis is the source of this 1814-nucleotide messenger RNA. Its product is annotated as alpha-aspartyl dipeptidase. Gene Ontology annotation, biological process: proteolysis. The record is from RefSeq and is a predicted model, not a curated record. NCBI's taxonomy places the organism in Eukaryota, Metazoa, Chordata, Actinopteri, Cypriniformes, Cyprinidae. Gene Ontology annotation, molecular function: serine-type peptidase activity. The transcript has 8 exons. Bases 272 to 994 code for a protein of 240 amino acids.
GAUCUGCCUCUGCUGUCUCAGUAAAUUGUUCAUUUUGUGAUGUUUUGCUUUAAUCACGUGAUUCCAGUAACGUUAUAAGGUUUCUUAUCAAGGCUUGUUUCUAUGAAGGUCUGUCAUCUGUGGAAUAAUCAGAGCGAUAUACUGUCUGACCAAAGGUUGUGUAUUGGAGAUUACGACCAAACUGAUUUGAGAGUGUGCUGUCAGCAGAAAGAAGCACAGGUCAUGUGCUGAGCUGACAUCUGAUCCACUUCUACAUUUCUGAGGCAGAAUCAUGAAGAGAAGACUUCUGCUGGUAUCUAACUCCACUCUUCAUGGAGGAGGAUAUCUUCAACACUGUCAGCAGCAGAUCCAAGACUUUUUUGGAAAGAAUGUAAAGAGGAUCCUGUUUGUCCCAUAUGCACUGCAUGAUCGAGAUGCCUAUAGCAAGACAGCCAGAGACAAGUUCAAGACAUUGGGCUAUGAGGUGGACAGUGUCCACGAGACACCAGACCCUGUGGAUGCUGUUAGGAAAGCUGAAGGAAUAUUCAUUGGUGGCGGUAAUACAUUCCGCCUGCUGAAAUCUCUCUAUGACAGCAAGCUGGUAACUGAGAUUAGAAAGAGAGUUUUAGAGGAUGGGAUACCUUACAUGGGAUCAAGUGCAGGUACCAAUGUCUCCACCAUCAGCAUCAACACCACCAAUGACAUGCCCAUCGUCUAUCCACCCACAUUUGCUGCCAUUGGUUUAGUGCCCUUCAACAUUAACCCUCACUAUCUGGAUGCUGAUCCCAACAGCAAGCAUAUGGGGGAAACACGUGAACAGAGAAUUGUCCAAUACCACGAGGAGCCCGACACACCAUGUGUGCUGGGUCUUCGGGAAGGCUCAAUGCUCUUAGUGGAGGGAAGCAAAGCCACCUUAUUAGGGAGCACCAAAGCACGACUGUUCCAGAGGGGGAAGCAUACUACGGAGUAUGAACCGGGCAGUGAUCUCAGCUUCUUACUGACAGAUGCACAGUGAGCUGCUACAUUAUGUGCAAUGCAAACAUUUUCACAAUAAAUGAUAAAAUCCACAAUGAAGUUUAUGUUUCUUCAUUUCCUUCAUCAUGAGCACAGUUUUGCUUAGAGUACACAAAAACAAAAACUAUGGAAGCACUGUAGAAUUUAAAGAUGAUUAUUCUUGUAUUUAAAGCCUGCAGUUGGUUAUUCAUCAACCAGACAAUUGUUAACAGCUAAACAUAUCCUGUGAGGUCAAGUUCAUCACUGUAGAUUAGAAAAUGGUGUUAUGAUAACAGAACCUUUGGACAGCAAAAAUAGGUACUAAAUUCAAGUCCAGCUAUAUUCAUAAAUAGGAUCAACUACCAAAAGAAAAACAAAAAAUAAAUGCAACUACAUCAGUAUAUUUGUUUAUUGAAUUACAGAAGCAUUAACAACAUAUUGCUAAACAAAAUCGUGGGGAAAAAAGAAAAGGAAAGUCAAAAAUAAAGUCAAGAGACCGUGAUAAUUUUUAAACAUGGUAGAUUCUCAAAAAUACAUAUUUUUGUUGCUAUAAUUGUGUUCUAUUAUUAUUAUUUAUUUUAUUUUUUUUACAAACUUUACAAACAAAUGAGAAUAUAUUCGGGAUCAUUUUAUUUGUGGAAAAUGCAUAAUUUUGAUUGAAUUAUAAAUGCAUACAAUUUUUCAUUUAGACAACAUACUUAUGGCAACCCAAUAUGGGUAAAUUCAUAUGGGCAGCAGCAUUACUAUAAUACAGUAACAAGAAAUCCAGUUUUUUUUUUCAGUGUUAUGGGUUAUGUAUUUCAGUAUAUCUGAAGUCAAAAUUAAGACCAGUAACUAUGAAC